Molecule: messenger RNA, 312 nt
Organism: Fusarium vanettenii 77-13-4
Lineage: Eukaryota; Fungi; Ascomycota; Sordariomycetes; Hypocreales; Nectriaceae
Exons: 2
Coding region: 1-312 (103 amino acids)
Source: RefSeq, a predicted model, not a curated record
AUGGCUUCCGCUACCUUCACCCAGAACUUUGUCACUGUCGACGCUGAUCCUACCGUCGGCUCCAUCAACCUCGGCUUCACUGAGGGCGACAACCUCCAGAACAACAAGGGCGGCGAUGCUCCCAUCACCGGAAAGUCCACCCUUGCCAUCGUCAAGUACGAGGCUGGCGGCCAGGCCAGGGCUUUCAACCUUACCAAGCCCAUCGUCUUCCCUCCCUUGACUGCCAUCAAGAUCACCGGAGGUGCCAAGAAGGACAACACCCUCAAGGCCGUUGAUGACCACGGCAACGAGGCUAUCUGGUCUCUCGCUUAA